Spodoptera frugiperda (fall armyworm) is the source of this 1421-nucleotide messenger RNA. RefSeq names its product GILT-like protein 3. The transcript has a single exon. The coding region runs from base 73 to 723 and encodes 216 amino acids. Gene Ontology annotation, molecular function: oxidoreductase activity, acting on a sulfur group of donors, disulfide as acceptor. Lineage: Eukaryota; Metazoa; Arthropoda; Insecta; Lepidoptera; Noctuidae. The record is from RefSeq and is a predicted model, not a curated record.
AUCGAUGUGUAAUAGUACUGCCCAAUAGUGCUGCCCCAAAUAUCUAUUUCAGUUUUCUCACACGUGUGUUCUAUGAUAGACGUGAUGGCAGUAAAAUAUAUUAUUUUGUUCUCCGCGUGCUUUGUGCUAGCCUUAACUCAAGAUAAUGUAUUGCAAACUGUUAAUGGAAGAAUAAAGAUUACUGUGGGUACCACAUCAGGAUGCUCUGAUACAGUAAAUUUUAUUAACAACCAGCUGGUACCAACAGUUCAAGCGUAUGGAGAGUUUCUUGACAUUGAGUUUGUACCGUGGGGUAGGACAAGGUGGGAGGACAAUGAAAUCUUAUGUCAAUUUGGUAUUACCGACUGUUGGGCUAAUCGUCUACACCGAUGCGUUCUGGACAAGUUGAAGAAUGACCAAGUGGCCAUGCUCCAUUAUAUGGCUUGCGAGUUUUCUUCGCCGUACCCAUCGUACUUGCAAGGGACUUAUCUCUGUGCUCAAGCUGUCAGCUUAAACCUGCUCGAUGUUGAUUACUGUGUCGCUAAUCCUAAAGACAGUUUGGAUAGAGAAGCUUCGGCAGCUGCAGUGGACCCAAUGGAAACAAUCAAUUUCGUUCCGUACAUCAUGUUCAAUGACAACUUGAAUCUGGAACUGCACCGGCAAGGGUUCAGCAGGCUCGCGAGUUUGGUCUGUUUUGCUCUGGCGGAGGACCCGACUACUGGGGUAACUAACUGUUCUAUUUAAAACCAGUUUUAAGACUAAUAUACAUGAAAACACAAUUUACGCGAUUUUUCUUAGGCACAGUUUUACCCGUUCUGGUUUCACCUAUGUAGUGUAAUUGAGAGAUUAACUAAAAAUCACGGUUUACUCACGUAAACUAAUGGAGAAAAGCUCUACUAGUUCCGAGUCACAGAGGGACUCUUCAUUACGAGCAGCGUGCGCAGACGCGGCGACAUUGUGCAGAAAGUUUUUCUGCAUUAAUUUACGCGAGUAAACUGUUAAUUUAAUAUGUCUCACGAUAGUUAUUAUAAAAAUAUUAUUGAGGGAAAAUUGUGAAUAUAGAAAAUGUGUAAAAGUAUGUGUUUGUUAAGCUAUCAGGAAAAUAUAUAGGCCCAUUGUACCUAUACUAAGUACUGGUGCCGAUUUUGUACAAAAUGAGUCACUUUUGCGUCGUGUUUAAUCGAUACGUGCAAAUGGAUAAUCGUCAAGAUUAUGACUAAUAACUUAGUGAAAUUAUAUAAGAGGAAGCAUUCUAUUCUUUCAGUAUUCCUAAAAUUAGAUUAGAAUGAGUAUCGACAAAAAACCAAUGCAUAGCAGCUACUAGCAUUGUCAUAUAUACGACAAUAAUUAUGUCAAAGCUUAAGUUUUUAUCUACUCUAGGAAAGCUGGUAUUGUAAAAUGUUUGUGAUAUUAUAUGUUUGCAAUAAAUACUUUAAAUUGUA